Lepus europaeus (European hare) is the source of this 3411-nucleotide messenger RNA. RefSeq names its product guanylate-binding protein 5-like. Gene Ontology annotation, molecular function: GTP binding; GTPase activity. NCBI's taxonomy places the organism in Eukaryota, Metazoa, Chordata, Mammalia, Lagomorpha, Leporidae. The transcript is spliced from 15 exons. The record is from RefSeq and is a predicted model, not a curated record. Bases 474 to 2336 code for a protein of 620 amino acids.
CUAGGAUUGGCUCUGGGCUCUGGGCUCUGGACUCAGGUCACGGAUUGGCUGUGGGAUCUCCGGGAUCGCAGACUGGACCAGGGGUAGCUUCUUUGGCUUAGUCAAUUCUUGAGCCUGGACAUUUGAAAGGCAGAUUUCUCUGGAGGACUUAUGGGCUUCGGAUUUCACUGUUUGCUGGGCCUUUCAUGGAAAAACAGGAAGCAAAAAGAAGAGCAUGGAAGAGAGGUUAGCCUGAGCUCAGAAUUUUGAAAAUACUUCUUUGAAAAAGGUCUAUUUCCCCUAGAAAAUUACAGAAAUCUAUUGCAUAAAAGCCUUUAUCAUCUUUAUUAAAGAGCUGAUAACAUAUAGAAAUAUAUUUGAUGAUAAUAGCACAGAGAAGGCACAUAGGAGCAUAACUGUAUUGGAGUGAAAACUGACACCUGAUACUAACUCAAAUACAGAUGAAUUAAUGGACCGCAAAUUGCUUUUGGGGAAUGAAGGAGAGAAUGGAAGAUCUCUGCUUGUCUGUCUGUCUGCAUUUCAAGCAAAUAAAAACUCAUCUCUUCCCUUGCAGACAAGGUAACGUCCUGGACAUGGCCUCGGAGAGCCUCAUGGCAGAACCCCUGUGCCUCAUUGAGAACACCAAUGAGCAGUUCACGGUCAAUGAGGAGGCCGUGCAGAUCCUGUCUGCCAUUACACAGCCCGUGGUGGUGGUGGCUAUCGUGGGCCUCUACCGCACGGGCAAGUCCUACCUCAUGAACAAGCUGGCUGGGAAGAAGAAGGGCUUCUCAGUUGGAUCCACCGUGCAGUCUCACACCAAGGGCAUCUGGAUGUGGUGUGUGCCUCAUCCUGAGAAGCCCGACCACACCCUAGUUCUGCUUGACACAGAAGGUCUGGGUGAUGUAGAGAAGGCUGAUGACAGCAAUGAUAUCAAGAGCUUUGCACUGGCGAUCCUAUUGAGUAGUACCUUUGUGUACAAUACCAUGAGCAAAAUUGACCAGGCAUCUAUGGACCUCCUGAACAAUGUGACAGAACUGACAGAUCUGCUGAGGGUGAGAACCUCACCUGACCCAGAUGUGGGUGAAGAUGCUGCUGACCUUGUGAGUUUCUUUCCAGACCUGGUGUGGACUCUGAGAGAUUUCUUCCUAGACCUUCAAAUAGACGGGCAGCUCAUCACAGCAGAUGAAUACCUGGAGAACUCACUGAAGCUGAAAGAAGGUGAUGAUCAAAGAACUCAGUCCUACAAUUUGCCCCGUAAGUGUAUAAAGAAGUUCUUUCCAACAAGAAAAUGCUUUAUCUUUGACUCACCCACUGACUUGAAGAAGAUUUCCCAACUUGAGACACUGAGUGAUGAUGACCUGGAACCUCUAUUUGUGCAACAAGUGGCAGAAUUCUGUUCCUACAUCUUUAAUCAUUCUAUGACCAAGACUCUUCCAGGAGGCAUCAAGGUCAAUGGACCUUUUCUAGAGAGCCUGUUGCUGACCUACAUCAAUGCCAUCAGCCGUGGGGAUCUGCCUUGCAUGGAGAACGCAGUUCUGACCUUAACCCAGAAGGAGAACACGGCUGCUGUGCAAAAGGCCAUUGCCCACUACGACCAGCAGAUGAGCCAGAAGGUGCAGCUGCCCACAGAAACCCUCCAGGAGCUGCUGGACCUGCACAGUGCUUCUCAGAGAGAGGCCAUCGAAGUCUUCAUGAAGGACUCCUUCAAGGAUGUUGAUCAAAAGUUUCAGAAGGAAUUAGAGGCACUACUGGAUGCAAAGCGUGAUGACUUUUGUAAACGGAACUUGGAAGCCUCAUCGGAUCUUUGCUCAGCUCUGCUUCAGGAUAUUUUUGGUCCCCUAGAAGAAGCAGUGAAGCAGGGGACUUAUUCGAAACCAGGAGGUCACAAUCUUUACCUUCAGAAGACAGAAGAGCUGAAGGCAAAGUACUAUCAGAAGCCCAGGAAAGGAAUACAGGCUGAGGAAGUUCUGCAGAAGUAUUUAAAGUCCAAGGAGUCUGUGAGCGCUACAAUUCUGCAGACAGACCAGGCUCUCACAGCCAGAGAGGAGGAGAUGAAAGAGGCACGCAGGCAAGAGGAGGCGGCAAGGGCUGAAGCAGAAAGGUUGGAGGCCGUUCAACGGGAGAACCAGCGGCUGAUGGAGGAGCGGGAGAGGCGCCACCAGGAAGAGGUGCGGCAAAUGGAGAUGAACAGAGCACGGAUGUUGGAAGAGCAGCAGAGGGCCAAGGAGCGCCGGCUCCAGGAAGAGGCUCAGAGGCUGAAUGCAAUACACCAAGCCGAACAAGCACGACUUCAGGAGGAGCUCCGUAGACUCCAGCAAGUUUCUCGACCUUCAAAUGAUGAUUGCAUCUUACUCUAACAUGGUGAACACCAGAGCUUCCUUUCCACCAAAGAGACAAAGGAAAAAAACACUGUAGACAUUUAGAAAUCUACACUUAAAGAAGCUAGUAAUUACUAUACUGAUGUUUUCUAUCGAGUUAUAAUGUUGUGGUGCCGAUUAUACAACAAGGGUGAUUUUAUCACUGCCUUCAUUUAGGGAUGAUACUAGGCUACAUGAGGGGCAGAUUUCUCCUGCAUCUCGGUGCCACCUGUCUAGUCUUCCCUAUUUCUCUCAAGGACAUUUUCAGUUAUGGAGAGGGUCCGUCAUGUAUAGUCAGGUCAGUCACAUAGGCUCAGUCAAGUAGAGCUUAAUCAAUCAAAAUCCUGAGCUUAGUUGGACAUCACUCCUGUUGGUGGGCAUGUGCUAGAUACAUGCACAGUUCUCCUGGGUGGAGGCCUGUUUGAGAGGGCUGAUGUGGCUCCUCAGCUGUGCCAUAGCCCAUUUGCACAGAGACACAGUGAGCUGAGCACUGAUGACGAUCUUGUGAGAUGGGUGUUUUAGAAGGUGAAAGCACUACCAACAUGGAGAUCGUGUUGUGAGCUUUAAGGCUAAAGAAAGCUUUUCUUUUUGUUCACCCUGAAAAAGGGCAUGGCAUUAGCAGGCUCUUUGAAAAUCUGAGAUAAUUUAUAUUGUGGUUAAUCAGGUUGCAUUCCACGUUUAUAGUUUUGAGAGCUGAUACAGCGGUGGUAUCAGCAGUGCAGAAUGAGGUGCCAACAGAUCUGAUGGGGUUAAUUCAAUUGGAUUUUUGGGCAUAGUGCUACAGUUAAAUGAUCUUAAAUCUUUGCAAUCAUUUGUAAAAGUCACUGGUUUUUCUCUUAAAAUUAUAAAUUAUAUGUCUGUAUAUAUUUCUAGCCACAAAAACAUUUAAAAAUUAUAACCCAGUAUUGCCUUGUUUUUAUUUUCCUCAGUAGUAAACAUCCAGAAAGAAGUCUGAAUUUCCAAGAGGAAAUGAACAAUUACUUUAACACUUGAAUUAAAACACGUUUUACUGUAUCUUUUUAUUGUGUUUUUGCUGUUAUUGUUGAUGCCUUUUUUAUUUAUCUCCAGUAAAAUG